Messenger RNA from Pelobates fuscus (common spadefoot toad), 409 nucleotides. Its product is annotated as DNA-directed RNA polymerases I, II, and III subunit RPABC5-like. The record is from RefSeq and is a predicted model, not a curated record. Gene Ontology annotation, biological process: tRNA transcription by RNA polymerase III; transcription by RNA polymerase II; transcription by RNA polymerase I. Lineage: Eukaryota; Metazoa; Chordata; Amphibia; Anura; Pelobatidae. Bases 81 to 284 code for a protein of 67 amino acids. Gene Ontology annotation, cellular component: RNA polymerase II, core complex; RNA polymerase III complex; RNA polymerase I complex. Gene Ontology annotation, molecular function: zinc ion binding; DNA binding. The transcript has 3 exons.
UUGCCUCUAAUACGCACAAUCAGCUGGCUAAGAUACCAGGAAGUUCGCUCUCUCCAGCUGUCCGUUAUCGUUUAUACAUCAUGAUUAUUCCAGUACGGUGCUUUACCUGUGGGAAGGUCGUAGGGAACAAGUGGGAAGCAUAUCUGGGUCUUCUGCAAGCUGAGUAUACAGAAGGGGAUGCCUUGGAUGCUCUUGGCCUCAAACGAUAUUGCUGCCGCCGAAUGCUGCUGUCUCACGUGGAUCUGAUUGAGAAGCUGUUAAACUAUGCGCCAUUGGAAAAAUAAUGUGGAUUUGGGGAACAUCUGCAAUGAGCCAUCACCAGAAGUCCUAUGAACACUAGUGAUUUGACAACAUGUGCAAUAAAAUCGAAUCCAUGACGACAAUAUGAAAUGUAACCAGGAACGAUUUC